AUGGCUGGAUCGCUUGUGGCUGGGCCACAUGCCUGGCCCCAAGCGGCGGAUGACAAGCGGCGGUGUGCAAGGGGCCGUACACUGGGCGAGCUUUUGCUCAGAUUUUGUGUCUCUAGUCUCAUAACCAGUGGAACAAAAUCUCUUGCAAAUGGGAACUCAACUGCCACUGCAAACAUGAUGAUGAUGUUUGAGCUGCUGGGCUUCUUCCAUGUUGCCCUAUUUCUUCACUCCUCAAUUCUACUCUUCAAGCUCUUCCAUUACAUAUUCAUUGGAAGAGAACCAACCUCUCAAAGGUCCCAUGAGAAAGAAAGCCUCCCCAAAGAAGAGAGUUGCAGGGAUUCGAGUGAAGAAUGGUUUGAGAGGGAAGAUCUUAUAGCAGAUGUUACGCUUGGUGGAAAAGCAUUGGUUUUCCUCCCCUGUAAAACCUCCCUUAAACUCCAAGAUUUUGGUAUAGAAAAUGAAGAAUUCGAGUUGUGCUCGGAGAACAUUGAGAUUUUGGGCAGAACAUAUGAGGAAGCAGAGGAAAUCAUCGUAGAAGAUCAGAUCUCAACGUGUUCUUCUAGUGUUUCGGAGGUGGGUUUAGAGAAGUCUAGUGAGAACUUGGAUGAAACCGUAGAAUUCGAGUCUCUAAGUAACAAAGAUCAGGAUUCACCUGAUCAAGCCGUCAACGGAAAUAGCAGUUAUAUAGAGUUUGAUUUAGAGAAAGAGAAAGGUUAUCAUGGACGAGAGGGAUUGGAAGGUAUCACAGAGCCUCAUGUGGAGGAAACUCAUGAAGAAUUGCAGAGAGAGAAAGAAGAAGAAGAUGAGGAAGAAGAAGAAAAAGAAGAAGAUGAUGGUGGAGGAGGGGUAGAAGACAGAGAUAAUGGCUGUGUGGGAACAAAGCAUUCUUUCGGAGAGGACACAAUUACAGGGAGCUCUUUUGAAUGGGGGAGUUCAACAAAUUACAGGGAUUCAGAGCUAGAGGAUCUCUGCUCAACUUCAUCUCUUCGAAGCUCUUCAGCUAGAAGGGGGGAAUUUGAUUCAAUGUAUAAGAAAUACGAUGACAAAAUGGUUUUUCUCGAUAGGAUCAGCUCACAGAAGCUACACGAAGCUGAGUCUUUCCGGGCGGCUAAGGUUGGGCUACCACGUUCCAUCUCUCAAAGAUUAUCAUUCAAAAUGAGAGAAAUUAAAAAUGAGAAUAGUCCUCUGAAAGAAAAGGAGAGGAACACAUAUCAAGAACUGGAGGCCACAUAUGUAGCUCAAAUAUGUUUGACAUGGGAAGCUCUUAAUUGGAACUACAAGAAUUUACAGCAAAUUAAGGCUUCAAAAACAGAGGAGAGGGAAAGUGAGGUCCUUAAUUAUGGGUACAUUUCCCAACAGUUUCAGCAAUUUCAAGUCCUGCUGCAGAGAUUCAUCGAGGAUGAACCUUUUGAACUUGGAAAGAGACCUGAAGUUUUUGCCAGGAUGAGGAGUUUUAACCCAAAACUACUUCAAGUUCCUGAAUUUAGAGAUGCUGAUCAGAGAGAGGAAGGUACCGAUUCCACGGUCUCGAUCGCUCCAGCAGUAGCGGUAGUUGAAGAAGCCAUUGUAACAUUUAUGAAUUUUCUCAUAGUUGACAGGGGAAAGUCGAGUAAAAUCCUUCGAAUCAUCUUUAAGAGGAAUCAGAGCUCUACAAAUCCAACCCUUCUCAAAUCCUUGAAGAAAGAUAUGGAGAAGAAGAAGAGAAAGUUGAAGGAUCUUACAAGGAGAAGGAAAUGCAUUAAGAGGAGAAUAAGGCGCCAGAGCUCAAAUGAAAUGGAGAUUUUGAUGGGUUUGAUUGAUUUGAAAGUUAUUUCCAGGGUUCUAAGGAUGUCUAGAAUUAGUACAGAGCAGUUGAAAUGGUGUGAGGAAAAGCUAAGUAGGGUGACCAUCUAUGAAGGGAAAUUAUUUAGAGACUUCAUUCCAAUCAUGUUCCCUUCUCACUAACCAUCAUCACUCCUUUUUCCAUCUCUUAGAUCUCUGACCAUUAACGGGGAUGUUGGUGAUAAGAGAGAAACAGAAUGAUGCUGAAUGUAUAGUAUGAUACCUGCACAUAUUCUUUGCAUGUAGUUCUGAUCUUGGGUCCUCUGAAAAAGGUUUCAACGGCGAUUUGGAAUCCACUAAAGAAGUAGAAAGAGAGAUGAUGUGGAGAUAUCUCUUUAAUCCAGUAGAGGGCAAAAGUAGAGAGGGAAAAGCAAAGAGAAGAUGAAAUAAAGUAAGGGGGAUUGAACAUAAUCUCUACUUUAUUUUGCUUUUUUGAUGGGAUAUUUAUCUCUCUCUUGUGCUGGGUAGUGUGGAUCAAAAGCCUUUAGAGACCCAUGUUGUACAGAAAAAGAGAAGCAAGAAAUGCAAUAACGGCUAUCUCCUAAUCUAAUAUGGGUCUUGAUAAGGUUAUCAAAUGCCUAAAGUUCGAAUCUAAAAUUUCAGAUUUCAUUAGAAAUCGUG
Amborella trichopoda is the source of this 2442-nucleotide messenger RNA. Its product is annotated as DNA ligase (DUF1666). The record is from RefSeq and is a predicted model, not a curated record. NCBI's taxonomy places the organism in Eukaryota, Viridiplantae, Streptophyta, Magnoliopsida, Amborellales, Amborellaceae.